Molecule: messenger RNA, 2036 nt
Organism: Haemorhous mexicanus (house finch)
Lineage: Eukaryota; Metazoa; Chordata; Aves; Passeriformes; Fringillidae
Product: C-type lectin domain family 4 member E-like
Exons: 7
Coding region: 950-1621 (223 amino acids)
Source: RefSeq, a predicted model, not a curated record
ACCACACCCUGCAAUGGCACAGUUUCUCCCAGCACCAGCCUGGGCUGCUGGGCUGGGGUCUGCCCAGAGGUGACCUCCUUAUCCAGGGCCUUUAGCACCAUUCCCACCCUUUUCUGGCUUUUGCUAUGCAGGAUCCCAUUUAGGCCUCCCCUCUGCCACAGCUCUUAGCUCACCAGCAGGACAAGGAGCACAUUUCCUCUCUUCCCUCCUCCACACAAGAGCCAGCCCAGCACAGGAGGCUGUGGUGCAGCCAGCUGAAGGUGCACAGUCCCUGAAGGACAGAGCUGACCAGCAGGUUCCUCUGCUGGCUGUCCCCACCUGGGGUCAGCCAGAGGUGAGCUGCAGCCCCUGCUGGCUCUGGACAUGGCCCCCUCCCCUUGGCUGCAGGAAGAAGGCAGGAUUCCAUGCAGGAUUGCUGGCUCUAGGAGGAGAGCAGGAGUAGAACAAGGGUGAUUGAUCCUGGGAGGUUGGGAUGAAUCAGGAUCUGGAAGAGUCUGUCUCCUUGUCCCUCUGAGCCCUGAGACCCCAGGUUCUGGAGCUCAUCAAUCCCUGCAACACUUGACAAGGCCAUGGUGGAGGGUGACACCUCUCCACUUCUGGAGCCCUUGGAAGCUGACUGAUGUGAAAGGUGGAGCCUUUAUUGUAAUCCUCCAGCAGGCAGCAGGACAGCAGGGCUGGAACAAUCUCCCUCAGCAAUGAGAGCCAUUGUCUCCAAAUAUCUGAAGCUGAAGCAUAAAAUGCCUGAUGGAGGAAACCUCAUCCUGAGGACAGUGGAGGCCAGCACUUACACACAGAGGGUCUCUGAGAUGGGGGGAAAUUAUGAAAAUUCUCCAAUCUCCAUGUGCUGUGGGGUACACCAGUGUGGGAGGUGCCCUGUGGAGGAGGAAGGCUCUUUGUGGCCACACUGGUAACGGGGACCCUUGGAGAGAAGAGUGAUCCUCCUGUAGAGAUGAUGAAUGGCCAAGGGAGAGUCAGUCCUGGAAGUGCAGCCCCAGUAGAAGGGAGAAGUUGCUCCUGGCUGAACAUCUGGAUCUUCCUUAUUUUUGCCCUUGCAAUCAAAGCUGCCAUUGUGACCAUCUGCCUUGUGGCUUUACUUGAUGGAAGCUCUGGCCAUUACAAGAUUGUCCUCCAGAACUCUACAGAGUGGUACUGUGUCCCCAGCAGUUCUGCAGAGAAAGUGGAUGGCUGGACGUGCUGCCCAAAGGGCUGGAGAAGGUUUCAAGGAAGCUGCUAUUUCCUGUCCACUGACACAAUGUCUUGGGCUGAGAGUGCAGAGAACUGCACUGGGAUGGGCUCCCAGCUGGCGGUGAUCACCAGCAGGGCAGAGCAGGAGUUCCUCUUCAACUUGACAAAAGAAAAAGCUACUAGCAUCUAUGAAACAAAAUACUACAUAGGCUUAGCUGCUUACAAAAAUGGGAAGUGGCAGUGGGUGGAUCAGACUCCAUAUGAGAAUACAGUCACGUUCUGGAAGCCUGGGGAACCCAAUCUGCUCUUUGCAGAAAAAUGUGCUGCAAUUCAUGUCAAGGGAAACACAGACCCCAACACUUACAGUAACUGGAAUAAUGUCCUUUGCAUUGCAAGUUGCUAUCGAAUUUGUGAACAGGCAGUCAAACUUCUCUGAGAAAGAACAUAAAAUCUGAGCUUCAAAGUACCUCAGUUCCCAGCCUGUGCCCCUUCAUCCCUUUACAAGGUGGAGAUCAGUCCUGGAUGAAAUAGCUCAUGUCAAGGACCUACUGUGAACGUUUCUACUCUCCUACUUAAGAAACAAGGGUCCUAAUUCUCCAUCACUUUCCUUGACUCCUGGUCCAGACAAUAUCUCCAUCAUGUGGAAGAGGCCAUCACUGUUUCAUGAAAGGAUACUUGUCCUUCAAAUCACUGGAGCAGAAUCUGAAAGAAAAGCAUUCAGUGGAGUAUCCUUGUCCCUCCUCUGAAGGGAAAAAUUUUUCAUGGCUGUAGUGUUUCCUUCUCUUUCAGCACAUGGUGUGUUGAUUAGUUUAAAGAAAAAAAUUAAUAAAUGUUAAUUUAUUAAAUGUUAA